This is a messenger RNA of Effrenium voratum, 2407 nucleotides long. The record is from the annotation of a GenBank genome assembly. Lineage: Eukaryota; Dinophyceae; Suessiales; Symbiodiniaceae.
CAAGGUCCAUGCUGGCGUAAUCUUUGUGUGAUUGUUUUUUGGUGCAGCCUCAGAGUUUGCAACAGCGCAGUUCCCAUGACGAAUUGUUUUGGCAUGCUCGGCAGGGUUUUCCAGCAGUUGUUUUUGCAAGGUUUUUUGCUGAAAUUUUGGAGCGGGCUGCCAGCACGCCUUGCCUUGCGCAUGAGCUUGCUCAGCAUGUAACACUGACAUCUGCUUGAAUUUCCAUUCAUGCUUACAAGUUGGAAAUUGUAAACAAUGUGACGUGUUGGUUUCUUUUUCAUGCAGUGACAUUUCGUCUUGACUUUUGUGAUUGAUUGCCCACAAUGAGACAUGCCCACAGAAAGCCAUGGUUUCUCUUCCUGCUCACGGUAGCUUCUGACCUGUGCUUCAUCCAGACGGUUCGCAACCGUGCACAUUCGAGCAUCGCCUUGAAGAGCAUUGGCAACGGAAGACCAGCACUACGUCCUCCGUUUCGGUUCCACACAUUGGCAAGCGAGGCUGCUAAAGAAGAAAGUCUGCCAGUCGAGCAGUAUUUAUCCAAUGUAAUGCAGCGGCAACAUGAAUUCAUGAAGACCAACGAAGUGGUUGACAGGGGCGAUUUUUUGCAGACACUGGGGCAAGCGAUGCGCACAAAAUAUUUUUCACUCGUACUUGGAGGGAAAAAUCUCGGUAAGACGCUGAUGCGCAAUCGAACCGUGUGCGAGCUUGAAAACGAGGCCAACGCAAACCUGACAAUCAUGGAUGGAUGUGAAUAUGAGGGAGCACCCCAGCAAGGAGCUCUUCAAUUCUAUCUUGGGCAGGGUGGCGUCCAAACGCCCUGAUUGGGCUGGAACCCUCAAAAAGGUGUCUUCAAGCCUUUCCAGCCUUACAAGUGCGGUGGUAAUUGGCACAAAUCCGGAGGUCAUGGCGCCAGCCGCUGCAACACCGAUGUCUGCUGCAGUAAAAACGCUGGUCGACUCAUUGACAUCGAGUGUCAGGGAGCAGACCUUGUCGGAGCUAGUAGACACCUUCCGCACGGAAGGCAAUGACACAUGCAUCCUCGUGGAUGAGGCCAACAUAGCACAUGCGCGAUGCGAGGCAAGCAUUGCAAUACUUCGUCAUGCUAACCAAGGAGCAAAAAAAAACCAGUGUGUUGCUCACCACUUCAGAGCUGGGCUAUCCUUUCCGGCUUCAAAACUGCGGCAUGAACCUGCAAGCUAUCAAAAACGUCAUCAGCGUGAACGAAGUACCCGAAGCGGACAUGCUGCAGCUCAUGGUGGGCAGAUGGGGCAUGAGUGAGGCCCUCGGGAAAGAGUUCUUUACCUACUUCGGUGGAAAUAUUGCGGUUUGCUCCGAAGCUGUCAAGCAGCUGGCAAGCAAAGGCAGUGCUUUUCAUCCGUUUUGCAUCCUAGACUGCCCGGGGUUACCAGCUUGCGCUGCUGACCCUGAUGCAAAGAAGCAUUUACAGAACAUGCUGGAACAGGGGUGGUCUCCAGUUUACGAUCUGAAGCUAGAUGCUGCUGCAGAGCUUCUUGCAGAAGAGAACGUAGGUGGCAUCGUUGCGAGGAGGGCAACGAAUUUCGACCAACCCAAAAACAUGUGGACUGGAGAGCAUAAAUAUGCCCUUGUACCAUCGGGCACGCUGAUGAGAUGGAUGAUUGGCGAGGAGCUGGCAAGGAUGGAGAGCAUGGGGAGCAUUGGCAGUGCCGCCUCGCAAUCCGCUGCGGUGGUCAGCUGGGAAGCCCUGGGCCUUACCAGCUGUGCGGUUUUGCUCUGCGUUCAUGUUCGAGAAAAGCUGUGAAGUCCACUGGACCGGAUUGCAGUUGUGCGUUGCAAGGACGGCAAGCUUGAGAUCCUUGGCGCGUUCAAAAUCACUGCUAGUGUUUCAGAUGUCCUCGGCUCAGCUGCGCCACUUUGCGAAGGAUCACCUCAGCUUUGUUUUGCCUUCGGAAAUGCUGCUUCAUGCUUCGCGGGGAUGUCAGGUGGAUGACUUGAAGAAGGCCCUGCGCCUAGAGCUUGUGAGCCUCGCCAGUCUUGAGCUUUCUGCGCUACCUUGAACUCUUCACUUUUGUGAGCCUCACUGACAUCACUGUAGGCAAUCGACCCUUCCUUCUCUCCGUUCCAAUCAUCCAAGAUUGGCAUUUACAGCCGGAAGGACGGCCGCUGGGUGAAAGAUGAUGAAGAUUCAGCAGUCGACCGUGGCAAAUCCAAGGCAGACGGCCACGGAUUCACGUUGCCAGCUGGAGCUGCUGGAGCCGCAUAGUUCGACACUUUUGAACUUGCAUUGUUGGCGACUGCUGGCUGUGGUCACUUGCUGUUCUCGGCUAAGGCAAUGCUGAGGCACACGUUUCACCUCGUGCAGUGACAAAAGGGUGCAGUUGCAGGCACAGUUGUUUCGUUGCAGUGCGGCUUUGCUUGACUCUUGAAG